Acanthaster planci (crown-of-thorns starfish) is the source of this 1096-nucleotide messenger RNA. RefSeq lists its product as uncharacterized. The record is from RefSeq and is a predicted model, not a curated record. Lineage: Eukaryota; Metazoa; Echinodermata; Asteroidea; Valvatida; Acanthasteridae.
ACUACAAUCAGCGAUACCCAUUCAGCGGAGUCAAUUUUCUCAAUGGUGCCUUGUUCUUCAAGUUUUUCAACUCUUCUGAAACCUUAUCUCUUACGCUAAAUGGACUGACGUCCAGUUGGUCUGAUCCAUCAAAGAUUCAGCAUAGGAUUAUUGCUGAUGUUCCGGAGAACCGAUAUUUUGAUAUUGAGCUUGUUGAUCUUAACAUGGACGGUUCCCUGGACUUGCUACUUUCAAUAAACAGUGAGACCGAUGGAAAACUUGUUGCUUAUGAGAUCCCGCGGGAUUUUCGCACUGGUGUCUGGAGACCCCAUGUGAUCGCUGAGGGAUUCAAACCGAGUAACCUCAUUGUUCUGGAGGGCAACGGCUCACCGGGGAGUGCGCACGCCUUCUAUCCAGGGCCACCUGGUGAUAGGAUAAAACCCCUCAUCCUUCUAACUGGAGAUGAUGAUAGCAACGUGUACGUCUUUGAAAGCACCGCCGACAAUGACCCAUCUGUGUGGAGUUACACUAAGACCUCAAUCUUCUAUGCUAAAGGGACUGUAGGCGGUCCCGCGAUCAAAGAUAUUGACGGAGACGGAUACGCUGAAAUCUUCAUACCAGCAUGGUCCGAAGGAACACUUAACGUGUACACGUUCAAGCCAUAAAACCUUGAUGAAGUUUGAACAUUAUAUCACCCACACCAAUUGCGUCACAUGCUCCUUUUCUGACAUAUUCAAACAAAAUUACUAGAAUUCAAUCGCCUUUGAAAUUUUUUUAAUUGAAAUAUUGCGAUAUUCUUAUAAACAGAUAUAUAAUGUUGUGGGAUUCGGUUCGUCGCAAUUUAGUUUUGGUAUCGUUUUGUUUUGUUUUUUACAACAGACAACUGAUACAUUGCGAGCAAGUAUACGAGUAUUAAGUAUAUGUGUGUUGAGCCAAAUUUAGCCAAAAUUUAGUAUUUAAUAAGGUAUUACUUAUUGAUAAACUUAAUAAGUAAGGUGGAAAUCGCUACUAUUUAGCCACCAACUUUACACAGAGACAGUUGGUUGGAUGCCAGGUAAAGUACCGAGGUCGUAUUGAUGUCCCAUGGUUAAAAAUAAAGACUAAACGAAGGAAAUAA